This is a messenger RNA of Achroia grisella, 1553 nucleotides long. Its product is annotated as dynein axonemal light chain 4. Gene Ontology annotation, biological process: microtubule-based process. The record is from RefSeq and is a predicted model, not a curated record. Bases 122 to 439 code for a protein of 105 amino acids. Gene Ontology annotation, molecular function: dynein light intermediate chain binding; dynein intermediate chain binding. NCBI's taxonomy places the organism in Eukaryota, Metazoa, Arthropoda, Insecta, Lepidoptera, Pyralidae. The transcript is spliced from 2 exons. Gene Ontology annotation, cellular component: dynein complex.
UACAGUUCACAACGUGCCUACAUUGUUCGGACGCGCGUAGAAUAUUUUAUUGUAUUUUGGCUUCUUCGGUUCUCGUGUUUAUAAUAAUAUUGUACCAGUGAGUGCACUAACAUAGUGAGUAAUGGCUGAGGAGACGGCCGCGGCUCCUGGAGCCACUGAAAAAGUGAUACACACCUAUCCUCUUAUUAGGCACUCAGACAUGUCAGAAGAAAUGCGCGUUGAAGCGAUGGAGUUAUCAGUAACGGCGUGCGAAAAGUUCUCUCAGAACAACGAGCUAGCAGCACGAAUGGUUAAGGAAUCCAUGGACAAAAAGUUUGGACCUGCCUUCCACGUUGUGGUCGGAGAAAGUUACGGCUUCGAAAUCACAUAUGAGUGCACAACAAUAUGUUAUAUGUAUUUCGGUGGAAACCAAGCGAUCUGUAUUUGGAAAUGCUCUUGAAAUUCCAAUGGAGCGAUUAUUACCUGUGCCAGAUUUUAACUUUUUCAUGAUUUUUAAGUUUUUUAUUCGGUACUCACUGUGAUACGUAGAUAUUCCACGUAGACUGCCAUACAGUAAGCCAUUUAUGCUCGCCUAAUUACCUACAUUAGCCAUAGAAAAUAUUUAAACAACUUUACUUUUUCUUUAAACACGAAAUAGCGACGUGUGUGAGUAAAUGCGGCCGAAACAAUGCUAUGCGAUUUUAGUUACGAUUUCUUAUGCAAACUAGGUUAUUAUACUUAAAUGGGAACUUUGAAAACAAUUUUGAGAGAUCAUUAGCAUAAAAGUGGAAAAAUAUUCUUUUGUAACCGGCAUUAUCGAUUUCCUUUCAAAUGUUUUACUUCUUGUGCACGUUUUAGGUACCCAGUGUCCAGGAAUGUUUCUAUUUCAAUAUUUUGACCAAUAAAAAAAAGAGGACAUGCUCAAUUUUAACAAUAUGCAACUAUUCAAACAGAUCGCUAAGUUUACUCAAAUUAUAAAUGAAACCAGGCCGACGCAAUAUGAAACGAGGGUCGAGUGAAUAUGCAUAGCGCAUUCUUUUGAUUUAUUCUCAUAGAUGCGUAGUCGGGAGUAUAUUUGUGUAAUUUCAAUAAGUACACCUGUAUAGUGAAGCUGUAUCGACAGUGUGGCUAAACGAAUUUGGUUCAUAUUAGUAGAUGCACCUAUAUUUAUCUCUAAAACAAUAUCGAGUGGCGACCUCCUUCGGCGGUAAACGCAACGCAGAACUUGCUUUGAUGGCGUGCUUAAAUAAAGCGGUGAUCUCUCAUAACAGUUUAGGUUAUUACUAUAAUAAUCAAUAAUAAAUAGCUUCAUAAUGUUUUAUUGUCGCAAGAUUGAAGUCAGGUUACAAGGUAAAUGCGUGUUUAUGAAUGUUGGUGGAACUCGUAGUGAUGCAACCAGCACUGCAUUAAAGGCUACGCUAGCAAAUUAUCGAUGAUGGAUAAAAGCUUGAAGAAAAUUAGGGUACUUAUCUCAUUGUGCUGUGUAAUGGAUCUGGCGCAUAUUGCUAUUAAUUGUGAUUAAUAACCUGUACGAUCCAGUAUUUUUUUGAAUGUGCAAAUGAGCUGACUGCGCG